This is a messenger RNA of Porites evermanni, 369 nucleotides long. The record is from the annotation of a GenBank genome assembly. NCBI's taxonomy places the organism in Eukaryota, Metazoa, Cnidaria, Anthozoa, Scleractinia, Poritidae.
AUGGCAAUGCCGUUAGCCAAAAAGGCUGCCGCUCCACUUGUAACAGGAGCGUUAUCAGGAUUAGCCAGUCUCGGUGCGGAUAAGAUAUUCGGGAAAGGCCAACGAGGAGGAUUCCUUAUUCCAAUGGAUAAAAUAGCACAUUUGGUUGCAUACAAACAUUUACUGAACACAGGUCAGAAAAAAGAUGUUCUUAAGGCUCUCCAAACUGGCAACGGAUUAGUUAUCAGACCAACGAAAACACAGCAGGGCGGGGUUUUAGGAACUCUACUAGCGAGUAUAGGAAUCCCCAUGUUACUAAAUGCCUUGACGGGAAAAGGACUACAGGCUGACAGAACCGGUUCCGCUAAUACAACAUCUGUUUAUGUUCCC